Molecule: messenger RNA, 501 nt
Organism: Microdochium trichocladiopsis
Lineage: Eukaryota; Fungi; Ascomycota; Sordariomycetes; Xylariales; Microdochiaceae
Exons: 1
Coding region: 200-391 (63 amino acids)
Source: RefSeq, a predicted model, not a curated record
GCCCGUUCGGACUUGUCAAUGACAAUGAUCAUUUAUCUUUGCCCCUUUUUGACAGGUCUCUCUUUUCCCUCUGGGAGGGUCUUCAAAGUGCCCCCCUCCCCGCUUCCUCUUGGGUCGGUGCGGUGCAAGUGUGGUGUAGUCAUUACCUUAAGGUAGUUUAGGGAGGGGCCGAGGACGUUCGCCUCCGUUGGAGAGAGACAUGGUUCGCGGUCCAAUCGGCAGGCCGGCGUCUCAAAAAGUUCUACGGUCUGGGCAUGUAGAAGACCGGGUAGGCACUUCGCUCGCGUGGUCUUGUGGCUGGCUGUCUUGCCUGUCUGCCUACCUAGGUGCACAGAAACCCACCUCCCUACCCGGGUACCCCAGGCGAGUGUAUGUGCUCCUCAACCCUUGACACACGAACUGCACGCGGGGGGCCACUUGGCUUUGGGUAGGGCUGCAGUGCAGCAUCCCAUGCAGGGAUGGCCUCUUUUCCUGCUUUGCCUCCACCCCGGACUGUUUCCC